This is a messenger RNA of Closterium sp. NIES-67, 4083 nucleotides long. The record is from the annotation of a GenBank genome assembly. Lineage: Eukaryota; Viridiplantae; Streptophyta; Zygnematophyceae; Desmidiales; Closteriaceae.
UGAUGACUCCUCGCACCACACACUCUGCAGAACACGGUUUACACAUCCAGGGGUAGGGGGAAAUUCGCCUCUCCUUAGCACAGCCCGUUUUCUCCGCAUCCGAGUCUAGAACCUUGCGGUGGCUGUGCAGUCACUUGCAUCCAACAGCAGCAGCCUCCGGUGCAGCUCGACAACGAGACUGCCCACAAGACUCCGCUUGACGAACGAGAGCCAAGCCGGGUGGCUCAUCAGGUUACUGCUGCAGCUUCAACCUUCCGCCAACCGUUCCCCUGAAUCUCAUAGAUUUCACUCCUCUCCUCUUAUAGAAGACUCAAAUCGAGGCUUACUAGAAGAGCGCGAACGCGAAGGACGCUAGUUAUUCUUUCCCCUUGACCAUAGCACAUCCAAAAGCGAGGGUGUGUUGACUCGUGCAAGCUUGUAUUAUUCUAUUUUCUCCAUUCCGAAUCUCCGCCACCAUCACAAACGACGGCGGGGGGGGGAGGAAUGGCGGACGCAGACCCAUCCUUCGGGCGUGGAGAUUCAUUUCUCCGCAGCGAAGAACCCACAAAAGAGGACAAAAAAUCCUGCGGGAAGGACCCCGAGAAGUGCCGAAGAUGGCCGCGGAGGAGCAUCUUACGGCACCUGGGGGUGGCCGUGGAUUACGGGCUUAUGGCGUUUUUCAGCGUGAUAGCUAGAUUCGUCGCGAGGCGUCCGCUGGCCGUGGUGAUAACGACGGUGGGCGUCGGGUUACUGCUGGGGCUCGGCAUGUUACGCCUCACCGUUGUUACCAAUGUCGAGGACCUGUACACGCCGCAGGGAAACAUCGCCUUCGCGCAUCGGGACUACGUGGACAGCGUGUACGGCUACGAUCAGCUGGACGUGAAGAUCUACGUGACGGGCAAGGGCAACACGGUGGAUAACGUGCUCACCAAGCACGCGCUGCUCGCGCUGCUCGAUGUCUACAACCUCGUCACCAGCACGAAUGCGACGUUCAACGGGACGACGUUCAACUAUGAGGGCGAGCGCAUCUGCUACCGGCCGGGCGGCGCGGGCACGGCGUGCCAGGCGGUGAGCGUGCUGGACUACUGGGGCUUCGACCGGGCCAAGAUAGAGGAGGACGACGACAUCCUUAGCACGCUCAACCGCCCCUACGUGCUGUCGCGGUUCGGGCAGCCCGUACCGCAGGAGUGGGUGAUAGGGCAGAUGACGCAUGACAACGCGACGGGCAGAGUCACGGCCGCCAACGCGUACCUGCUCACGCUCUACCUCCAGAACAACAAGCCGGGCCGCGGCAGCAGGGACGUCGAUAAGUACGUCGAGGCGUGGCAAAAGGCCAUCACGCCCAUCGUUAAGGGGUACUCCAGCCCCCACGUCGAUGUCUAUAUUCUCUCGCCGUGGGAGCAGCAGGCGGCCGCGGACAGCGCGCUUACAACGGAUCUGUUCUUACAGGGGGUCAGCGCGGUGCUUCUUAUCGGGUACAGCAUGCUGAUUCUGCACAAGCCGCAUCCGGUGUACUCUCAGUCGCAUCUCGCCUUCGCGAAUUUCAUCUCCGUGGGGCUCGCCGUGCUGGGAUCGUACGGGUUGUGUUCGCUCGUAGGGUUAGGCUUCUCGUUGGUCACGCAAUCCCUCGCGCUGCUGCUGCUGGGGCUAGGGACGGACGACAUGCUCGUGACGCUCGCGGCGCACGACGACACGAGGAAGGAGAUGGAGGGCGCGUCGAUCUCGGACCGCAUCGUCGCGACCGUGUCGCGCGCGCGCCGCGGGGUGAUCGUCGCUGCGGCGACGAACUUCGUCGCGUUCUGCACGGGGAUCUCGUCGCAGCUGCCGGCUUUAAGAGACUUCAUGAUCUACGCGGCCGUCGGAGUGGUCCUCGUAUUUAUCUACCAGUCGACGUUCUUCGUAGCGUGUCUCACGCUCGACAUGUUCCGGCAGCGGGAAAAGCGGAUGGAUGUAUUCUGCUGCGUCGUCAGCACGGCUGGGCCUAACGACGGUUGCUGCCGACGCCAGUACGACCCGGAAAAGCCGGACUUUUUCCACUCCGUGAUUGGGUCCUACCUCCCCCGGGUGAUCCUGCACCCGGUGGGGAAAAUCGCGGUGUUGCUGGUAACGGCGGGGCUCGUCGCGUGGGGCGCGUACGGAGCGGCGCACGUGCGGAACGACUUUAACAUGGAGUGGCUGGUUCCGAGUAAAGCGUACGUGUUCAAGGUGUUCGAGGUGCGCCGCGCGACGUUCCCGCGGUCCGCGGGGAAAGGCGCGCUCCCCGUAUACGCGUACACGCGAAACCCCAGCAUCAGUGGCAGCGGCAUCAGCGGAAGCGGCGGUAGCGGCACCCCGAUAGACUAUUUCGACUACCAGGACGAGCUCGCGGCGCUCAGUGCCGCACUGCAGAGCGACUUCUACGUGGGGUCGGCGCCGCCCGUGCAGUCGUGGUACGACUGGUACCUCAAGUGGCUCAACGCGUCCUCGCACAAGGGCAGCCUCACGCCGCAAGGACGCCCGCCCACCUCGCCCCUCUUCUACUCAUGGCUGCACGAGUUUCUGGGGACGCUGAUGGGCAAGCGGUUCAAGCCCGACGUGGUGUUCGCGCCCGGGUCCAACGGCACGGUCAUCCUCUCCUCGCGCAUGUUCGCCCUCACCAACGCACUGGUCUACAGCGAAACACAGGUGGAUGCCAUGGUGUCGACGCGCAAGACGGUGGCAGCCGCGGCGCCAUCGCUCCAGGCAUUCGCGUACUCGUACUUCUUCAUCUUCUUCGAGGGCUACGCCGUGCUGCAGCACGACACCAUCCUGGCGGUCGGUGUGGCCGGCGCUGUGGUGUUUGUCAUCAUGCUGCUCGUGCUCGCUGACCUGACCUGCAGCAUCCUGGUGGCGGGCAUGGUGGCGUUCAUAGGGCUGGAGCUGGUGGGCUUCCUGUACUGGUCGGGUAUGGGGUUCAACUCGGUCACCUCCAUCGCUGUGCUGCUGGCUGUGGGCAUCGUCGUCGACUACUCCGCCUUCAUCGCCUUCUCAUACCUCUCCCAGAUCGGCUCGCGGCACGAGAGGGCACACAAAGCACUGGCCCAUCUAGGCGUGGCUGUCUUCAACGGGGGCUUCUUCAUGUUCCUGGCGGUGCUGCCGCUGUGCGUGGCGCAGUCGUUUGUCUUCCAGUCCUUCUUCAAGAUGUUCGCCAUGAUCGUCUCUCUCGGCCUCUGGCACGCGCUCUUCGCCCUCCCAGUCAUCCUCUCCCUCGUUGGGCCCCCACCGUUCGACACUGCGGUGGAGAGGUUUAACAAGCGGUUGGAGGGGGGCAAGGGAGAGGAGGGGAAGGAGGGGGAGGAGGAGAGGAUGGAGGAGGGGCAUGGGAAGGGGUGUGGGAAGGGGCUGUGUGGGGGGGUUGAGUGUGGGGAGAUGGGGACUGAUGGGUGCAAGGGGGAGAUGAUUCGCGACGGGGGUAGCAGCAGCAGCAGCUCGGCGGGGGAUGGGAGUGACAAUGAGGGGCUGGUGGGUCUGGCGAUGGAUCGAGAGCGCAACGGCAGUGGGAGCACGAGUGUGAGUGGGGGGGGGGAAGCGGGCUGAGCAGUGUGGAGGACUGUAGUGCUGAGCUGGAGGCUCCAGUGCCGCAGCAGUUCAGUGUGUGAGGGGCUGGUUGCCCUGGCGAAGCAUCGGGUGCCCAGCAGCGGUGGGAGCAGGAUGGAAAGCAGCAGUGAGGUGCAAACCCCUGUGGCGCAGCAGUUCACCACAGCAGGGUAUACUGGAGGAGGCAUCGUGGGACCGGGGGCGGGGGGGGAGUGUGGGGGAUGAGCGGGAGGGUGGGGGGAAGCAUGGAGAGGGAGAGUGCAGUGAGAUGUGGCACACCAUGCCACACCAUGCCACACCAUGCCAUGCCGCGCGGUAGUAUAAGCUUGCCCAUGUGUGGGUGUCGCUUGUGCACAUGAGUGUGUGUGUGAAGCAGGUGCAUAAUCCCAUUCUGGUUAGUCACCUGUGCGUGGUGCUCCAGAAUGUGAUUAUGCAGCCAGUUUCGACUUCCGAUUUUGAGUGGUUUUGUUUUCUUGACAUUUGAGUAGCUUGCAAGCUGUUACUAUGUGCAUGCUAAUGAAUGAGCUCGUUUUAAUAGGCUGGUGUUAA